UUCCCGAAAACGGUUUUCCAACGCCGACGCACGUGUUUUGAAAACGUUUCCAAUUAAUUUCGUGCAAAUUGCCCUCAGUGAAGCAACAAGCCGAGAGGUUGCAUUUAAUUUGUUUUUAUACCAAAGUACAGUAAACCAAGAUACUUAAAAAUGACUGAGGAGGUGAACCCCAAGGCAUUCCCGCUGGCCGAUGCCCAGCUCACGGCCAAGAUCAUGAAUCUGCUGCAGCAGGCCCUCAACUACAACCAGCUGCGGAAGGGCGCCAACGAGGCCACCAAGACCCUGAAUCGCGGUCUGGCCGAUAUCGUCGUUCUGGCCGGAGACACCGAGCCCAUCGAGAUCCUGAUGCAUCUGCCGCUGCUGUGCGAGGACAAGAACGUGCCCUACGUCUUCGUGCGCUCCAAGCAGGCCUUGGGCCGCGCCUGCGGCGUUUCCCGGCCGAUCGUCGCCUGCUCGGUGACAACCAACGAGGGCAGUCAGCUCAAGUCGCAGAUCACCUCCAUCCAGCAGGAGAUAGAGCGACUCCUAGUCUAGUUCCAUUAGAGCUUUAAGUGAAAAGUACAAACUAAUAAACAUGUGUAUUUUUUAA
This is a messenger RNA of Drosophila kikkawai, 589 nucleotides long. RefSeq names its product NHP2-like protein 1 hoip (gene hoip). Gene Ontology annotation, biological process: ribosome biogenesis; mRNA splicing, via spliceosome; maturation of LSU-rRNA. The record is from RefSeq and is a predicted model, not a curated record. Gene Ontology annotation, cellular component: box C/D methylation guide snoRNP complex; precatalytic spliceosome; nucleolus. NCBI's taxonomy places the organism in Eukaryota, Metazoa, Arthropoda, Insecta, Diptera, Drosophilidae. Gene Ontology annotation, molecular function: RNA binding.